Molecule: messenger RNA, 736 nt
Organism: Cloeon dipterum
Lineage: Eukaryota; Metazoa; Arthropoda; Insecta; Ephemeroptera; Baetidae
Exons: 4
Coding region: 25-690 (221 amino acids)
Source: RefSeq, a predicted model, not a curated record
UGUUAUUCGUCUUUCGACAACAACAUGAUGAAAGUAGCUCUGGUCGCACUUUUGGCCGUGCUUGCCCAAGCCGUGCCUCUAACCAAGGACUUGGCAGCCGACAUCAGUGAUGCGAAGCUCAAAGUUGGCUUUUUCGACAUUGAGGUUGUGGAAAUGAUCAACCGCCUUAACACGCUGCAAGUCGAGCUAGGUUUGCCAGUGGAUGAUCUGGCACAGAAGAUCAUUGACAACCUAGUCACCAUUUCGCAACCAGGAGAUGUGCUGCCUGUUCGUAUCGCAUUCCGCGCCUUCAGGGAGGAUUUCCAGUCCAAUUCCAACGACCUACGCUUGAUCCUUAACCAGCAGCUAAGGAAUGCUUUAUCGAACGUGUACGACCAGUUGGACAAUGACUUGGCUCAGGUGCCGCAGACCACCAACACCCUCAAGGCACACGUCGCCAACCACGAGCUGACCUACAAUAGGAUGUGGGAUUCCAUAUACAACAGAACUGCCGAAGCUGAUGCUGCCAUCACCACGUGCAUCAACGGACAGGAGGGCAUCACUGUGGCCCAGAUCUACGCUGAUUGGCAGAAGGUUCUAGACAUCUUGGAGAAUGAAAACUUCCUCUCCACUAAUGUCAAGUUCGUUUUUGAUUCCCGCGGCAACGACGCACUAACUGCUUUGGACCUCGUCAUUUCCCAGAUUCCUUAAUUAUUUUUACUGAAUGCCUAAAUAAAUAAAAAGAGAUAUUUGAACU